GCGCCGGGCUACCCGGAGCCCCGCGAUGGAGAUGGCAGAGGCGGAAUUGCACAAGGAGAGGCUGCAAGCCAUAGCAGAAAAAAGAAAGAGGCAGACGGAAAUAGAAGGGAAGAGACGGCAGCUUGACGAGCAGGUCCUGCUGCUCCAACAUUCUAAGUCCAAAGUGCUUCGGGAAAAAUGGCUGCUGCAGGGUGUACCGGCGGGAACAGCAGAGGAGGAGGAAGCCAGGCGCCGGCAGUCUGAGGAGGAUGAAUUCAAAGUUAAGCAACUUGAAGAUAACAUUCAGAGGCUGGAGCAGGAAAUACAAGCGCUCGAAAGUGAAGAGUCCCAGAUAUCCGCCAAAGAGCAGAUCAUCCUCGAGAAACUGAAGGAGACAGAGAAAUCCUUCAAGGACUUGCAGAAGAGUUUCUCCACUGCUGAUGGAGCUAUAUACGCCAUGGAAAUUAAUGUGGAGAAAGACAAACAAACAGGAGAGACCAAGAUUCUCUCUGCAUCCACCAUUGGUCCAGAGGGGGUCCAUCAGAGAGGAGUCAAAGUCUAUGAUGACGGUACCAAAGUAGUGUAUGAGGUGCACUCAGGAGGCACUGUGGUAGAAAACGGAGUCCACAAAUUAAGCGCAAAGGAUGUGGAAGAGCUAAUUCAGAAGGCUGGACAAUCGAGCUUCAGAGGACACAUGUCAGAAAGGACUGUUGUUGCAGAUGGGAGCCUGGGCCAUCCCAAGGAACACAUGCUCUGCAAAGAGGCCAAGUUAGAAAUGGUGCAAAAGUCCAGGAAAGAUCAGUCUUCGGGAAACCCCGGGCAACAGGCCCAACCCCCCAGCACAGAAGGGCCAGAGGCAAACCUGGAUCAACCAGUCACCAUGAUUUUUAUGGGCUACCAAAACAUCGAGGAUGAAGAGGAGACUAAAAAGGUGCUAGGCUAUGACGAAACCAUCAAGGCCGAAUUAGUCCUGAUUGAUGAAGACGAUGAAAAGUCGCUAAGAGAGAAGACAGUGACCGAUGUGUCGACGAUCGACGGGAACGCAGCUGAGCUGGUGUCCGGCAGGCCCAUGUCAGAUACCACAGAACCCUCAUCCCCAGAAGGCAAGGAAGAGAGCCUGGCCACAGACCCUGCCCCAGCAUCUGGGUGGUCUACUGUGCUGCUGCAGGGGGAUGAUGUGACUGCAGAUCCCAUAGGAACCAAUGCAGACAUGGCCAUCCAGAAACCUCCCCAGCUUUCUGAGGAUGCUAAACAGCUGAGAAGCAAGCAAGACAACAGUGGUGACAGUCGCCUGGAGCCUGCUGCCAGCUCUCUCUCCCCAGAUCACAAAAACAUGGAAAUUGGGGUGUCGGUGGCAGAAUGUAAAAGUGUACCUGAAGUCACCUCUACCCCCCAUUCCAAGGACCACUCCUCUCCUUUCUAUUCGCCCUCACACAAUGGCCUCCUCACCGAUCACCACGCGUCUUUAGAUAACGAUGUCGCCAGAGAGAUCCAAUACCUAGAUGAGGUCCUGGAGGCCAACUGCUGUGACUCCUCUGUGGAUGGAACUUACAACGGAAUCUCCUCCCCAGAGCCUGGUGCAGCCAUACUGGUAGGCAGCUUAGGCUCACCUACCCACUCAGCCACCGAGGCAGAAUCCACUGAGAAAGCAUCUGGUAGGCAGGCGCCUCCUCACAUCGAGCUCAGUAGAAGCUCCUCUGACAGCAUGGCUGAAGGAGAAAGAGCCAAUGGACACUCCACUGACCAGCCCCAAGACGCGUUGGGGAACAGCCUGCAGGCACCUGCCAGCCCCAGUUCCUCUACCAGCUCCCGCUGCUCCUCCCGAGAUGGGGAGUUCACACUCACCACACUGAAGAAGGAGGCCAAGUUUGAGCUGCGUGCCUUCCACGAGGACAAGAAGCCCUCCAAGCUCUUUGAAGAGGACGAGCACGAGAAGGAGCAGUUCUGCGUCCGGAAAGUGAGGCCCUCUGAAGAGAUGAUGGAACUGGAGAGGGAGCGGAGGGAGCUCAUUCGGAGUCAGGCUGUGAAGAAGAAUCCUGGCAUCGCUGCCAAGUGGUGGAAUCCUCCCCAGGAAAAAACUAUUGAGGAACAGCUGGAUGAGGAACAUCUGGAGUCGCACAGAAAGUACAAGGAGCGCAAAGAGAAAAGGGCCCAGCAGGAGCAGCUACAGUUACAGCAGCAGCAGCAGCAGCAGCAGCAGCAGCAGCAGCAGCAGCAGCAGCAGCUGCACACGUCCCAAGCCUGCACAGCCACAGCUGCUCACGAACACCUUGAUGGCAUUGAACACACAAAGGAGGAUGUCGUCACUGAGCAGAUUGACUUCUCAGCUGCACGCAAGCAGUUCCAGGUGAUGGAGAAUUCCAGGCAAACACUGGCCAAGGGCCAGAGCACACCGAGGCUGUUCUCUAUCAAGCCUUUCUACAAACCUCUUGGAUCCAUCAACUCGGACAAGCCACCGACCAUCUUGCGACCAGUUACUAUGGGGGGAACUCCGGACGACAGUGGCACACAGGCAGGCAAGGAGCAGAAAGCAACCUGUGUAUCUGAGAGCCAGUCUGCAGGAGCAGGUCCAGGUAACGCUGCCACUCAGGGAAAGGAAGGACCAUACAGUGAGCCUUCCAAACGUGGGCCCUUAUCAAAAUUGUGGGCAGAGGAUGGAGAGUUCACAAGUGCCAGGGCCGUCCUUACUGUAGUCAAAGAUGAAGAUCAUGGGAUUUUGGACCAGUUUUCAAGAUCGGUCAAUGUAUCUUUGACCCAGGAGGAGCUGGACUCAGGUUUGGAUGAGUUGUCAGUGAGGUCUCAGGACACCACUGUCCUGGAGACUCUGUCCAAUGACUUCAGCAUGGACAACAUAAGUGACAGUGGAGCUUCCAAUGAGACACCCAAUGCCCUUCAGGAAAACUCACUGGCUGAUUUCUCUCUGCCUCAAACUCCCCAAACAGACAACCCCUCAGAGGGCCGAGAAGGGGUCUCCAAGUCAUACAGCGAUCAUGGUUUCUAUUCUCCUUCCUCCACACUGGGAGAUUCCCCAUCCGUUGAUGACCCCUUGGAAUAUCAGGCUGGGCUCCUGGUGCAGAAUGCCAUUCAACAAGCCAUAGCCGAGCAGGUGGAUAAAGCUGAGCAGCACACCAGCAAGGAGGGAUCAGAACAGCAGGAACCUGAAGCAACGGUAGAGGAAGCUGGAAGCCAGGCCCCUGGCUCUGAGAAGCCCCAGGGCAUGUUUGCACCACCUCAGGUGUCCUCUCCUGUUCAAGAGAAAAGGGAUGUGUUACCAAAGAUCCUCCCUGUGGAGGACAGGGCACUCAGGGAAAAAGGGCCCUCCCCACCACCCACAACUGUGCAGCCCAGCGGUCCAGUCAACAUGGAAGAGACCAGGCCUGAAGGAGGGUACUUCAGCAAAUACUCAGAGGCAGCUGAGCUGAGAAGCACAGCCUCCCUCCUGGCUACUCAAGAGUCUGAUGUCAUGGUUGGGCCCUUCAAACUGAGGUCAAGGAAGCAGCGGACUUUGUCCAUGAUUGAAGAAGAGAUCCGGGCAGCCCAGGAAAGGGAAGAGGAGCUAAAGCGGCAGAGACAAGUGAGGCAAAGCACCCCAAGUCCCAGGGCCAAGAACGCCCCAUCGCUGCCUUCUAGAACCACCUGCUACAAAACUGCUCCAGGGAAAAUAGAGAAAGUCAAACCUCCUCCAUCCCCCACAACUGAAGGUCCCAGCUUGCAGCCUGACUUAGCCCCCGAAGAGGCUGCCGGAACCCAGCGGCCCAAGAACCUGAUGCAGACCCUCAUGGAAGACUAUGAGACACACAAAUCUAAAAGGCGCGAGAGAAUGGAUGAUAGUAGUUACACCUCUAAGUUACUGUCUUGCAAGGUGACUUCCGAGGUCCUGGAGGCCACACGGGUUAAUCGAAGAAAGAGUGCUCUGGCCUUGCGCUGGGAGGCAGGGAUUUAUGCCAACCAGGAGGAAGAAGACAAUGAAUAAACUUCCUUCAGCCCAGGAAACUCCUUUGCUGUAGGAGUUUCCACAAAGAAACCAAGAAAUUAUUGAAUCAGAAGCAUUUUAAUAGACUACUUAUUAAACUGCAUACAAACUCAACAACCCUCAUGUAGACCAGAAGCUGCAAUACUCAAUGAGAAAAAAAAAUAAAACAAAACAAAAAAGCAAAGUGAAGUGAACAAGAAGUUCACCCAUCAAACUCAGACCAGGGGCAGAGGAGAAAGGAUAUCUUUGUGACUCAAAGGAACUCCUGGCUUUGGACCAUUCCACAACUGAUCCAAAGGGACACAGACAUGACAAACAAGUCAAUAUAGUUGCUGCAGGCAGAACUGAAGCCAGCCUUGGCUGGAUGUUUCGGAGGAGCAGACAGUGAUGUGUCCAUUCCAAGGCAGCCAACAGGGCCCAGGCUGGUACAGCCUACAGCACACAGGCUAUCCCCUCCACACCAGCUUCCCACCCCUUUUUCACUUGAGGCAUCAGAAGUGUUGGGCUGACUCCAUUUUCUCCAGCAGCCAUAAAAACGAAUGGUGUUUCUUUCCGUAGCUGCCCCAUGCCUCAUGGGGGGCCAUGAGGAUUCAAUCUCUUUUACAUUGGGAACACCUAAUGGUCACAAUAUAUAAUGUCUGUAUUUUUAAGGCAAUAUCUCUUCAUGUUGCAGAUGCAAUCUAUUCUACAGGAGGAGGUUGAGAACCGUGGGGGAGAGAGCCAAACCAAAAGGGUUAUUAGCUUUAGGACCUUGUCUGCUUUUACCGUUGACUGAUCAGUUUAGGGAAACACACUUUCACGAUUACGUUUCUUCAUAUGAAAAGUAUAUUUAGUGAGCAAUGACUAUUUUUAUGAUGGGACUGGGGGAACAGGAACACGGAUAAAACCUGUACACAUUUGAACAGCUUGGUUCAAGAUGGUAGGGGUAUUCUUAGAAUGGCAAUAAUUGAAAAUAAAAGGGGGGCAGACUCUGCCUUAGAAAGGUAGAUGGUCAGAAAUAAGGUGUUUAUACCUAUUUUCUAUUUUAAAGUGGGCCUUAGAGGUGGUUGUGGUGUAGGAUGAAUUGUUUGGGAUCUGAGAAAGGCAACCUUAAACUCAUGGAGAUAGAAAGAGAAAGGAGUGAGAGGGACACAGAAUGGGAAAGGAAGAGAGGAGAUUAUUUUUGCUGAACAACCAGUGUUUUUCAGGAUGACAAAGAAAAAAUAUAGAAAUUUAAGUGCAAACAUGGAAUCAGCUACAAAGCCUAAAGACAGGGUGUAUGCCUGUGUGUGCUUGUAUAAAGUUUGUGUGUAUGUGAAUAAAGGUAUGCCAGUGUGUGUGUGUGUGUGUGUGUGUGUGUGUGUGUGUGUGUGUUGGCCGCAACACAUGAGUGUACAGUAUUUCCUCUGUAGCUGUCUAUCAGCUUCAGGAGUGAGUGACAAUUUUCUUUUUUUAUGAAAAGGGAUAUAAAGGCACAGGGCAGAUGCAGUAUUUCUAAUAUUGAGCUGACCUAACAUGGUAUUUGCAUGAGUCACAGUUGUGAAGUUUUGAGCAUUUUGUAUUGAUAAUUUGACAUUUAGAACACACCCUAUUUAUUCUCAUGCUUUGUGUCCCUGUCUCAUGUACCACAGAGGAUGCCAGCUUCACUCUUUCUGUCAUUUUAAGCAAUAUGAUAAAGACGUUCACCAGUCAGGAGCCCUGAGUCUCUGGAUGAGAAAAUGUUUCAUUUCUGGCUUCGAAGGGGAGGUGGGAGGAGGGGGAGAAGGUGCGGAAGGGAAAGGAGGAAGAAAAAACAGAAUUAACCAGCCUUCAUUAUUUUUCCUUUAUUUUAAAGCUAUUUCUUACAAACAAUAAUUAAAUCUGACCUUGCUAAAAUUCAUUUUGUUUUUAUGUUAUUAUGUCAUAAUGUCUAAUAUGUUAUUCUAAUAAGUAGUGACUCUACAAUAUUUAUAUGUACACUUGUACACUCCACACAUUAUCUUUGCUUGUUUUUUUGUUUGUUUGUUUGUUUUUUGCUUUUUUUUUUUUUUAAGACUAGUGUUGGCUUUGGGGGAAAGCUUAUUCACUGAUAAGUAGUGGGCACAAGGUAAAAAGAUGGAGUUGUCUCAUGGCUUAUAAGGAUGUCUAAAAGCCGCCAAGGAAACAAGGCAGAUUCUGCAGUCGCUAGCCAAAAUCGUGCAUUGGAAGUGCGUGUUGUCUUUAGACAGUUCGUUCUUUUAGACAGAAUAUUAUUAAAAAUGCUAGCCUCUGAGGACAGAAAGCAAAGGCAGAGAACCCUGUUGCAAGAAAUAUGCUUUAUGGUGAGGGAGACAGGCCCAGAAGCAAAUGUCCCAGAACGUGACAUCCAUGUCAGACUAGAAGUCCCACUAGGUAGAUGGGCACACUGGAGAAGGGUCAUCUUUGUCUAAGGAUUUCCAGCUGGAGGCCCCAAAUGUCUGGCCUGUUUACACAGUGAGAUGAAGGUGUCUUCCUUAGGGAAACACAGGGAUCAGGAUGCAUGGGGUGAGGGGGGGAAGGGUAGCUGCACUGUCGGGGCAUCCCCACCCCCGUGAACAGGGGCAGUGAGAACUGAUGGAGAACAGGAUAGUACUGUGAGCUAUCCAUGUCUUCUGGUAUCUGCUAGAGACUGGAAGCAUCACAGACCAGCUUGCCCGUUUUUUCACAAAGGGAAACAGUCCUCAUGACUUCUGUAAAUUUCUUGUCUUGUUUAGAAGGGAAAUGUGGACCCUCGUGGAGGUUACACUGAGGAAAGAAUUAGCACCCGGAGCCCACACAUUUCAUGGAGUGCCUUCGGUGGUAGAUGAAGUGGUCUUUUGACGUUGAGGGAUUAGACUCCAUUAGUAGGUGAGGAGCCACCGGGUCUCUUCCUGGUCACAAGGCUUUUAUCACUGGUCUCUCCAUUUCCAAGUUUCACUCUGAACUUCCCUCCAAAGACUGCCAUCUGUUUUCUCGCUCUCCUCCCUGACAGUUCUAGUAUAUUCUAUUAAGAUGGAAAUCACAGCUCUAUCCAAGAGCCAGCUUUUCUCUGUGUUCUUGGGGGGGGGGGGGGCAUUUUUUGAUGGGGGGGUGAUUUUGUUUUUUGGUUUUUUUUUCUCAUUCAGGAAACAUUUGAGCCAUUGCUUUGGACAUAUCACUGUGCUAGGCUCUAGGAUCCCACGUGGGCCCCUGUCACUUUCCCAGUAUGGCGCAGAUCCCAGAUCCUGGAGGAAAGUCUUUCUGCCCCAUAAGCCUGAGAUGAAGAGGCUCCUCAUUAGUUUUGCCUCGGAUGCUCGGCUCAACCCUGCACCAGUACACAAGCUUGUUAGUCUCAGCUGUAAGAAAUGCUUAGCCUUCUGUAGAUGUUAAAAACCCUUCCUGAAGGGAUUCCACACCACAGUGUUUAUACUCCAGAGCACUUUCCUCCAGAGCCUACGACUUGACAGCCUUGGCUUUCUCAUCUAGAAAUGAGGGAUGCGGGGUCUGUCAGUGGCAGAGGCUGGGCAGCACUUAGAUGACAAUGGUGCAUGUCCCUUCCGCUUACCCAUGCAUGCUGCCCACCCUAGGCAAUGGCAUAGAAACAGUAUAUAGACCAGUGUGUACACACACACACACACACACACACACACACACACACACGAAUAAGGAACACCAAAACAGUGUUGAUUGUUGUGUUUAAAGAUAUGUUUUUUUUUUUUCCACCUGAAGAAUGGACUUAAACUGUGUAUUGAAAAAACAAUAGCCUAAUUGUUAGAGAUGCUGAAUGUAUCCAGUUUCAGUUACAGAAACAAUUUCCUGAAGUUUAAGCAUUCAGUGAGCUGCCAAUUUUGAUUUUGUGUUGCUCUUUAUCCAAAUGGCUUCUGCUUUUCUUAUUUUUUUUUUUUUUAAUUGGAGGAAGUGGGGGGGGGGGAGGCGGGGAGCAGCAAUACUGUGUUUGAAAAUUUAUAUUCUGUACCUGGCUUUCCUGUGUUAUGUUAACCACUCCAAUGUUUUUAUUCUGCUUUGGUUUUAUAGUGUCUGUGAGGCAUUUGGUGCAUCUAUACAGUUAUUUUCUCAUUAAAACCCGAUGUGUGUGGUGUUU
Molecule: messenger RNA, 7988 nt
Organism: Arvicanthis niloticus (Nile rat)
Lineage: Eukaryota; Metazoa; Chordata; Mammalia; Rodentia; Muridae
Gene: Palm2akap2
Product: PALM2 and AKAP2 fusion
Biological process (GO): regulation of cell shape
Cellular component (GO): membrane
Source: RefSeq, a predicted model, not a curated record